Sorghum bicolor (sorghum) is the source of this 4184-nucleotide messenger RNA. RefSeq lists its product as uncharacterized. Bases 1819 to 3840 code for a protein of 673 amino acids. The transcript has 7 exons. Gene Ontology annotation, biological process: DNA replication; DNA repair; DNA recombination. Gene Ontology annotation, molecular function: DNA binding. The record is from RefSeq and is a predicted model, not a curated record. NCBI's taxonomy places the organism in Eukaryota, Viridiplantae, Streptophyta, Magnoliopsida, Poales, Poaceae. Gene Ontology annotation, cellular component: nucleus.
UGGAUUUUUUUUCCCCUCUUCCUUAUCUUCUUCCUCUCUCGGAGCCGUCGCUCUGCCUUCGUCUUCUGCGGCUGUUCUUCCUUCGUUUCCUUCCUUCGUAUUCUGCGUGCGUUGCUUUCGCCUUCUUCGGAUCUGGGUGCCCCCUGCUGUCGCAAUCCUCUUUGAUUGCUGCGCCGCCAUUGGGUGUUGCGGCCGGCGUAGCGUAUUCGUCGUGCCGGCCGGCGCUGUGGCCGGCGCUGCGUAUUCCUCGCGGCUGCGCUUGCCUGUUGUGCCGCCGCUACGUAUUGCGGCCGGCGUGCUGGUCCUUCGUGUGUUCCUGCGGCGGCGUGCUGAUCUGUUGGUGCUUCGUCUUCUGGCUGGGUUCCUGUUGUUCCGUCUUCCAGCAAGUGUUUACCUGUGCGUUCGGCUGCUCGCUCUAGGUUCCUUGUUCUUCGGGUUCGUUAUUGCAUCUGUUGUGGCUCCUCGCGGUGUUGCUCUACUUAUUGGCUAUUACAGUGGUCUUGCUUCAUUGUUGUUGCCUCGCUCUUAGGUAUGCCCGUUGUGCUUUCACUUUGUGUUAUGCUUCUAAUUUUUGUUUUUCUUUUUUGUGUUAUGCUUAUAGCUGCUGAUUGUUGUUAUUUGUUACCGUCGUUGUAUUGUCAAUUAAAUAUAUUGCAUUCCUGUCCUAUGUGUUGUCUCACUAAUGUUGAUGUUGGAUUUUAUUGUUUCCUUUUUUAUUUAUUCAUUAAAACUCAAAAAAAGGCACAGAGGCUACAGGCAGUCCAGGAAUCCCAUGCUUGGUGUUUUUCACUAAUGUUUUCUACGCCUUUUUUUGAUUGACCAAAUUAUUUUUGCUUCCUUUGGUGCUUUAUUCUGUUUUUUUCUCCGAUUUAUUAAACAUUACUUAUGUUUGCUUCGGUUAACGGUCGUCUGUUUCUUAACGGGGUGCUUAUUUCUUUUCGACUAUGUUCGUUUUACAUGUGUCUUGCUUGCCUGUAUUAUGGGUUGUUGCUCAACAUUGCCGACUUUCCUAUGUGGGUACUAUACGGGAAGUUACUCCCAAUGGGUGCACCCUGUAUGGAAUAGAAGUUCAGUUACCUGCUUUAUUUGUGCGUGAUACACCGCGUUGUGUUUUCUUCUGGUCUUCACCACAUCCUAGCUGGCCUAAUUUAUAUGAGGAUGCGGCUUUCCAAGCUGUUAAAUUCUUGCAAACUUUGUAUGGGUUUACAGUUGCUGAUUUCACGUACUACGCUAUGGUUUGUCAGCGGAAUUUCGUUAGUCACCUAUUCAGUAUUGCUAAUAGGGGUGCUACCCUUGCCCGUAUGGUUGUUACAACUAUGGAUGCCGAGCCACGUGCUGCUCCAGAGGUGAUAUACUGUGCUGAGCAGCUUCUCCGAGAUCUUGAUGCAUUACUUAAUCCUGUGGUUCCAUAGUUAUAUCUGUGUAUUAUUUUACAUUGAUUUUCCUCGUGGAUAUGUAUUUUGUUAUUUGUUUUUUGAUUUAUAUGAAUUGUUUCCUCCGAUGGUUUAUAAUAUGUUUUUGUUUUUACUUCGCGUUGCUUCUUUAUAGUUCUUAUUGAUGUCUUUUUUGUUGAUUCUCUUUUAUUCUUUUUAUGGUUUUGGUGUCUAAGUUAUGGUCACAUUGCGAUUUAAAAAUCAUACAGUUUGGUCUCCUCUAUAUCUUAUACCAUAAAAGUACUUAUGUUCACAUCCAAAGUUCCUUGCAAGCGGUGUGCUCUGUUUUAUUUACAUAUGUUUGUUAAGAUUGUGUUUUGCCGCUGGUCUGUCGAUCUUUUUUGUGUGGUUAUGGUUCCUGUGGUACCAGUUACUCUUGGUGUUGAUGGAUCCACCAUCGCCACGGAGUUUUGUUUCAAGAACGUGCGGUGUAUCUACUGGUGCAUUAGCAUCUGAGGCAGAAUCUUUUGCCGAGCCGUUUGCCAGUGCUUCCAACGUAGUAUCUACAAGACGUCGUGGUCGCAAGCGGCUUUUCCAACAAAAUCCUGAGUUGCCAAUCCAUAGCUUUCCUUUACGGGUAGUGCCAUACGCUGAUCAAAUUCAUACUCCGCAUCAAUUCUCUGUUUCUUCAUCAUUAGCACACAGUUAUCGUCAGCUUAUCAAAGCCUCUUCUAUCAGAAUUAUUCCUGAUCGUCAUGAAGUGUCAAGUACUGAGUCUAUUGAAUCUCGACGUCGAAGAAAACUGAAGCUUCAACAACGGAGUAUAGUACGCAAAGGUCUUUCUUCAUUGGAAUCGUCGCUUCUAUGUAAAUUCCAUUGCUCUGUGUAUGGUCUUACAAAUCCUUUGUUCCCUAACGCUGUGUUGCUACCAGGGAUACCAAACAUCCCUGAUGCAUCUUUGAGUUGUGGCCAUUUUGAACCUCUUUUUGUUGCUGCCCUCAAAGCAUCAUAUCCUGGCCGAUCCUAUUAUGGACCACCUGAUUUUACCUGUGCUCAUUGCCAUGCUAUCUUCUGGUACGCCGAGAGAGUGAAACACGAGGUGCCCUGCCAUGCUUCCGGGGUAAUCUAUAAUAAUUGCUGCAAAGGUGGCCGGGUUGUCAUUCCACCUUUCAAUAUACGUCCAGAGCCUUUGGCAUCAUUGGCUAGAUUUGAUGGCGACGUCAGGUCCAAUAGGUUCAUGAAAAAUAUUCGGCAGUACAAUUGUCUUUUUGCCUUCACUUCAAUGGGGGCGAAAAUAGACCGUUCAAUGAACGAUGGCCGUGGUCCUCCUGUGUUUAAGAUUUGCGGUCAAAUUCAUUAUCGUAUUGGCUCCCUACUUCCAUCAGCUAAUCAGCCACCAAAAUUUAUACAGUUGUAUAUUUAUGACACAUCGAAUGAGGUGUAUAAUAGAAUCCGGGCUCUUGAUUCUUCUGAAGCAUCUGGAAGUAGUUUGGAUACCUCAGUGAUAGAAGCUCUAACAUGUACGCUAGACCGUCAUAACCCUUUGGUUAAACAGUUCAGGGCUGCAAGAGAUACGCUACGUGAUUAUGGUGAUGAGGAGUUCGUUAUCAGAAUCGUGAGAGCUAGAGAAGGAGAUCCUGUGCAAUAUAAUCUUCCAGCAGUUGAUGAACUUGCUAUGUUGGUGGUGGGAGAUUUCUCUAUUGAUACUUUCCGGCGGGAUAUUGUUAUACAAACACGAUCCGGUAGUCUCAACCAGAUAUCUGCAUUGCAUCCUGCUUUCAUGGCUUUACAAUACCCUCUUCUAUUCCCAUUUGGCGAAAGAGGUUUCCAAGUUGGUGUACUAUAUCAUGGUUUCCAGCCUACAAAUAGCAACGCACGCGCUAAAGUAACUAUGCAGGAUUAUUUUCGUUACAUGUUUCAUUACCGACAGAACCAGCCGAAUCCAUACUUAUGUUAUGGAACUCUUUCUAGCCAAAUUAAGGUUGAUGCUCGAGCUUGUAUUGAUGAAAAUAGGUUACAAUAUAUUCUUGAUCAUCAAGACGACAUCCGUGUGGAUAGUAUCCAAGGCAUUACAGAUGCUGUCAACAGAGGUUGUAUGGAGGGGAGUGAGAUGGGUAAAAUGACAGUUCUCCCGGCAUCUUUUACCGGUGGCCGACGCUAUAUGAUACAGAAUUAUCAUGAUGCCAUAGCUAUUUGUAGAGAAUAUGGGCCUCCUGAUUUCUUCGUUACUUUCACGUGCAAUCCUAAGUGGCCAGAAAUUGCUGAAGGUGUACUUGAGGCAGGACAACGAGGUACUGAUAGAGCAGAUGUUGUUGUUAGAAUAUUUAAUAUGAAACUCGAAGAGCUCCUUCAUGAUAUACGUAGCGGUACUGUCUUCGGCAGGUGCAAUGCAGGUAGUAAUUUUACCUCACGUAUAUUUUCCACCUCGUGGUCUUCCUACUUUCCUUCGUUUUCCAUAGGUAAAUAACCGUUGAUGCUUACGUCUUCCUUGAUCACUUAUUUCUUUAUGUAGUGCUACACACCGUUGAAUUCCAGAAACGUGGUCUCCCCCAUGCUCAUAUUAUCUUAUGGAGUUCAAUUGAUACAACUAAUCCGACACCUACACUUAUCAGCUCCUUCAUCAGCGCUGAGAUUCCGCAUCCUAGAGUUGACCCGUUGGGUUACACUCUUGUGGCUGAACACAUGAUGCAUGGUCCCUGUGGGAAGCGAAAUCCUAUAUGCCCUUGUAUGAAAAACAAUAGAUGCUCCAAAUUUUUUCCGAAGCCUUACCAGGAUGAGACGUCUGUUGAUGCUGAUGGUUUUGCUAUAUAU